Molecule: messenger RNA, 1552 nt
Organism: Rhinichthys klamathensis goyatoka
Lineage: Eukaryota; Metazoa; Chordata; Actinopteri; Cypriniformes; Leuciscidae
Product: gastrula zinc finger protein XlCGF52.1-like
Exons: 3
Coding region: 122-1387 (421 amino acids)
Source: RefSeq, a predicted model, not a curated record
GACAUAAUAAAGCUGCGCUGCGCUCCCUGCAUCAGUUGUGAUUCGGAUUAAGAAGAGUGUGCCAAACCCACAGAAAAACUCCUGGUGAAGCGACUGAGAUACGCUAGACACACUUGUAAAGAUGGUGUCUAUUAAAGAGGAGAGUGAAGAAAUGAAGAUUGAAGAAACGUUUAGAGUGAAAUAUGAAGAUACUGAGGAACAAACAGACCUGAUGGCACUGAAAGAGGAGAGUCCAGAACUCAAUGACAUGGAGGGGAAAGAUCCGUAUGAAAAUCAUCAUGAUUUCAUGGCUGGAGAAAAAUCCACAGAGACUGAAAAGACAUCAUCACGAAAAAGACGUCGGAACAAGUCUAACAAGUAUUUCACCUGCCAUCACUGUGGAAAGAGUUUCAAUCAUCUUGGAAACCUUAAAGUUCACAUGAGAGUUCACACUGGAGAGAAGCCUUUCACCUGCAAACAGUGUAAAAAGAGUUUCACUCAAAAACAAAACCUUAAAGUCCACAUGAGGCUUCACACCGGAGAGAGCUCUUUCACAUGCCAACAGUGUGGAAAGUGUUUCACUCAAAAAGGAAACCUUACAGUCCACAUGAGAAUUCACACCGGAGAGAAGCCAUUCACUUGCAAACAGUGUGGAAAGAGUUUUACAUAUAAAAACUACUUUAAUUCCCACGUGAGCAGUCACACUGGAGAGAAGCCGUACACAUGUGAUCAGUGUGGAAAGAGUUUCACACGUAAAGCAUCUUUUAAUUACCACAUGAAGAUUCAUUCAAGAGAGAACUGUUUUGUAUGUCAUCACUGUGGAAAGAGUUUCACCUAUAAAAUAAGCCUUAAGACUCACAUGAGAGUUCAUACUGGAGAAAAGCCUUAUUCAUGCACUCAAUGCGGAAGGAGUUUCACAUAUAAAGCCUCGUUUGACUCCCACAUGAGAAGUCACUCUGGAGAGAGGCCUUACACGUGCAACAUGUGUGGGAAAGGCUUCCCACAGAAAGGAAACCUUCAGACUCACAUGAGGAUUCACACUGGAGAGAAGCCGUUCAUGUGUCUUCAGUGCAAAAAGAGUUUCAGAUAUCAAAGAGAUUUGAAACAUCAUUUGCAGACUCAUUGUGGAAAGAAAUUGCAGUGUUCUGAGGGUGGUAAGGUUAAAAAAAGGAGCCAUUUUAAAAAUCACCGGCGCACUCACCCUGGAGGAAGACAAUUUAAUUGUGAUCAGUGUAAUAAAAAAUUUCUUUUGCCAUUACACUUAGAGAUACACAUGAAAAGUCAUGCAGAUGUGAGAGCUUAUUCAUGUUCUUUGUGUGGAAAGUGUUUCAAAUGGCUUGGCCAUUUAAAAUGGCACCAGAAAAUAUGUCUCUGUGUGAAGUCAAGGCUGCAUUCAGACGUCAGCUAAAUGUGGACCAAAUCUGUCUGUCCACCUGUCCAUGACACUACUUUUAUUAGCAUCCUUCACCUUGGGGUUUUUUAUUUUCUUUUGUCAAGUACAUAUGAUCACUUGUGGCCCACCUGACUUUCUCCUUUGCUAUAGUUUCAAAUAUUCAGUGGUUGCGGGAAAUGC